UUUUUAUAUAAUAAUUAAGCUUCUUUAAUUAAGACCAUUUGAUUAAGGAUACCGGAAUUGAAGGUCAGUGAAGGCCUUAUUUAAUAAUGAAUGCAAAAAAAAAUUAUAUAUCUAUAUAUAUGUAAUAAUGCAUAAUUAAUAAUCACAAUUGGAGCCGAAGAAAAGGUAAGUGGUUUUGAAAUAUUCAUGUGCCCGGCUGCAAACAUCGCACGGAGAAUUUUUUUGGUUUUUGGGUAAAAUGUAGGGCAUUCUGUAUGUCAACCUGCAUUAUUGUCUGUCACUUGAUCGUGUCGAUCGUGCCUCUUACUUGAUCUCUGCUUGCAUCUGUUCGAGUAACACACACAGCCGGGUUUUGAUAUGCAAAAUUAGGGCUUCGAUUUGUGGGGAAGAGGGCAAAAUUUGGAAGGUCUAUAGCACUUGAUUAAGGACAUUCACCUGAGAUUACUGCGAAUUUGGAAGGACGCAGGAAACCAGAGCCCCACAUGGAAAGUAGAGGCAAGCGUUUAUAAAUCAACACUGAAGCCCCACAGGCGUCCCUUUGGGACAUCCAAUAAAAUUGGAAUGAUAGAGAGAAGAUUAGCAUGGCCCUUCACAAGGAUGGCACGCAUAAAUCGAAAAAUGAUCCAAUUUUUUUUUUUUCUUCAAUUGCGCCCCCACUCUAUCCAUGCGCUUUUACCGUUAUGUCCUCAAAACUCUGUCCAGCACUCCAGUCCUAUUGGCUGCCCUAGUCCUACCGUCCUUGUCUGUUAUCUAGGCUUUUUUUUUUUUUUUUUUUUUUUUUUUUUUUUGGGUUUUCCCAGUGGCUUGGUAUGCUAAAUUGUUGAACGAAGAAGCGCGAUCAUUGGAUAGACUCUCUGCUGUGAGCUUCCGGCAAGCGAGCCAGCCAUAAACCCUCGAGGAUAAAGAACUUACCAUUGUUGAGUUCUUUCGCAACUUGGUCUUGGUGAACCCUCCAAGCCAUCUCUUUGCCCACUUGGGCCGUACACGUCUCCAUUAUUGUUGAAUGAGCUUAUUAUCAAUCAAUGGCUCGGUGCUCAUUACUUAUCUGAAGUUUCUAUAAAUAAAGGAAGAUGCCACAUAGAACUCGACCAAUGACUGCACUCUUGGUGUUCACUGGGCUUAAUGUGAUAUUAGUUUCUACCAUUACUCCAGUAUAUGAUUUUGUGUGCUUCCAUCCGUACUGGGAAAGAAGGAGAGAACAGCGUCGGCAAGAACGUGAAGCUGCUUCAGCUAGGAAUUCUGGAUGGAGGUAGAUUGAUAGAAUGGUCUACGAGUUCAAAUCUAAGUAUCUAAUGAGGCUGCGGUAUUUGUUUAACCCUUGGAAAUCAUAAAAAAUGACAGACCAGAAGCUAUUAUUAGAAAGCCAUUGCAACACCUACUUAUUUUAUAUGCAAUAUGGAUUUCUUUCUUUGGAAUAUAUGUGAUUAAAUAUUCUUUUUCGUUAAGUAACUUGAAUUAAUUUGCGAGUGUACAAGUAUGGUUGAAUUUGGAUGAGGAAGUGCUUUAUUCUCUC
Ziziphus jujuba (common jujube) is the source of this 1513-nucleotide messenger RNA. RefSeq lists its product as uncharacterized. The transcript is spliced from 6 exons. The coding region runs from base 1071 to 1253 and encodes 60 amino acids. Lineage: Eukaryota; Viridiplantae; Streptophyta; Magnoliopsida; Rosales; Rhamnaceae. The record is from RefSeq and is a predicted model, not a curated record.